Molecule: messenger RNA, 1755 nt
Organism: Mycena indigotica
Lineage: Eukaryota; Fungi; Basidiomycota; Agaricomycetes; Agaricales; Mycenaceae
Product: CxC2 domain-containing protein
Exons: 6
Coding region: 1-1755 (584 amino acids)
Source: RefSeq, a predicted model, not a curated record
AUGCUCCGUCUGCUUCUCGUAUUUGAAGUUUUCAUGAAGCUUUUCGUCUUCGUGGUCCCAAAACUUCACAUCCUCAGACACACAACCGCUUGUCAACUUCUUUAUUCCUUCAACUACACAAUUGGUGGUGGGCAGACGGAUGGCGAGGGAAUUGAACGACCCUGGAGCAUGAUUGGAGGCCUCACUGCAAGUACGCAACACCCCUUCUUCGACGGGCGCCUCGAUGCAGCGUUACACGAGCAGAGUGUUCAGCAGGCCGCUUUCGAAGAAUUCUCGCUCAACCAGGCGGAGCGUGUUCCACAAUGGAAAGCUAUGGUGGAUGACUACGAGAAGGAUGGUACAAAACCUAAUCCCUACGAAGGAAAAGUCGAUGGCUUAAGUGAAGUCAAGGUUCGCGAGAUGUUGGAGAUGGCAGAAGAUGCCAGAUCUUUGGCGGGCAAGCUACGCAUCCAUGAGAUCAGCCCAGUCAGCUUUAUGGCUGAUUUGCUGGAGCUUGAAGGCGAGCAGCGUCGAGUAGCAGGUUUGGCAGAGCUGAAAAAGGCCAAAUCGACAACGAUGAAAAUUAAUCUUCGUCGCCUUCGACGAGGUCUCAAUAAACGCAUUUCGAAGAUUCGCCAACUGCAAGCCACUUAUAUGCCUGUGGCCUUACAACACCUCAAGGACCUCGAAGUAUCGGAAACUGCUCUACCAGAGGAUGUUCCUCUGUUGCCACCUUCCGCCUUGACGGCAUCGCAACGAGGAAAUGGAGGCUGUCAUGACGGAUUGGUCGAAAUCGAGAAAUCCAUGCGAGACGCUCAAUGCCGCGCGGCCCUGGCAGGCUUGCGAAACCAGUUACUCGUCAAGUACCGUCUCCUUCUCUACAAGACAAACCACUCGCGAAAUCAGUCGAUGAAUACGUGCUCGCGGUCGCUGGCAGCGUGGUUAGCACUGGUUCUCCUCCACGAUGGUAUUGAAGCGAACGUGGGCUGGAGAAGACUUUGCAAGGAGGACAUCCGAUGCCUGGAAGACCCCGACGAGCUGGCGAAGAAGAACAUGAGAGGCCAGAAAGCUGAAAUACGUCGUGCACGAGAAGAACGAGAGCUUCGUGAAGCUGGAAUUACUCCGCUCAACAUACAUCAAGUUCAAACUGACGACAACGCUGAGGACGACAUCGACUUGACAUUGUCUGCGACUUUGGGCGGAAAGAAAUCUGCCAACAAGAAGAUGCCGGCGCCAAAAGGGACAGCGGGUCAGAUGUCGAGAUGGAAGAAGGUGAGGCUGAUAUUGAUAUUAUUAUCUGCUGCUCACACAGUUUUAGCGCUGCACAUUGAAUGGGCCAAGGCUUAUGCCCGAGUACGACGCUGGAAUGAAGAGGUCGCGCUUUUGCGAGAAGAGUGGCGCCGGCUGCCCGAAUCAUUUGCUCACGAGGAACGAUUGUGGCCUCUGAGGGGCCAAGCCGUUCCGCUCGGUGCUAUCACAUUAGACGAUGCUGAAGGCAUGAUCGCAUAUGCCGUCCAGCAUGUCGACAUGUACCGGGCUUUAGCGUGGCGGGCUGAGAUAGUGCGGACAGAGCCUAAGCUCAAGACAGGCAUGCGUCGGAAAGGACAUCAUCUCUCUGUUGCCGAUAUCGUGUCGCAACAACUGACCUCGGUGGGAAGUUCUUCGGAGGAGGAGUUGGAUAUUGAUGGCACUAUCGAGCGGGACGAUUUUGACGCAGACGAGGGUAAUUUCAGUGAUGAGGAGCUGCUGCUAAUGGGAGAAAUCGACGAUUGGUAG